Molecule: messenger RNA, 1008 nt
Organism: Podarcis muralis (Common wall lizard)
Lineage: Eukaryota; Metazoa; Chordata; Lepidosauria; Squamata; Lacertidae
Source: RefSeq, a predicted model, not a curated record
CGGUGGAUUUUUUCUGCCUUGUGACAGACUAUGCUCUGGGGAAGGACUGCAUCAUGCACGGGUACAUGCUGAAGCUGGGGAACCCCUUCCUGACUCAGUGGCAGAGACGCUAUUUUUACCUCUUUCCAAACCGGCUUGAAUGGCGUGGAGAAGGAGAGUCACGGGACACCUGGCGCACUUACACAAAAAGACGCAAGCGGCAAAAUUUGCUGACUAUGGAACAGAUUUUGUCGGUGGAAGAAACUCAGAUCAAGGACAAAAAAUGCAUCUUGCUCAGAAUUAAAGGGGGGAAGCAGUUUGUCCUGCAGUGUGAGAGUGACCCAGAGUUUGUACAAUGGAAGAAGGAACUGACCGAAACGUUCACAGAAGCACAGCUGCUCUUACGUCGGGCACCCAAGUUCCUGAAUAAAUCCCGCUCUGCAGUUGUGGAGCUCUCCAAGCCCCCCUCAGCCACAAGAACAGCAACGGCCUUUAGGACCCAGAUCAUACCUGCAGAGUCCCUGCUAAGAGAAACCGCUGCCUUGGGUUGGUGCAUCCUCGGAGCAUGCACAGAAAGCCCCUUGGCCCUCCUGCCUGGAAGAGGCCACAUGACUCCUUGGGGUCCUCUAGUCUGUUUGGCUAUCCCUGAAGCCAAAUGUGUCUGGCUGCCUCUGCACAUUCCACUUGGACUUCCCCUUCUUUCUUACCUUUAUUAGUUCAUUUAGUUCCUUCAGUUAGUUCUACGCCUUCUUAGCAUGGCACCCACGGCCUUGUGUUGGUGCUAUGUUUCAGACUUAUCAUUGGAAGGAACAGGGCGUUGCUUUCUUUUUUGGAUCCGCUCUUAUGAAGGGGAUGUGAAUUUUAAAAACUGCUGUGCAAUGACCUCAUUUUUGUAAACAUUGAGUAAGCUAUUAUUUAAAAUAGCCUAGGUUUAGAUUAUUGUUUUUCCAGAGGCAGCUAAAAUGCUCUGUAAUGUAAUAAUUCCUAUUUUCAUUUUAGCAAAUUCCCAAUAGCAGUAAAAAAUAUGAA